UCAUCAAUGGCGACAGAAGAAAAACUUUAACUUGUCAGCAAAACAACACCGAGGGGGGAGUGAACUUUCCGACAGCAGUCAUAUUUUGAAGAAACAUUACACUAUAUUUCGUCUAAUUGUGCGCAGUUACAGUUCCGCCGAAAGAAGCUGUCUGGUAUGCUCCCAGCAGUCCAGUAGAUGUCCGCCCCUUCAGACACGUCAGGUGGUAUGUCACAUCCUGGCCCUUCUCCGGGGGCUGGUCUAUCCCCGGGGCCCAUCUUGGGCCCUAGCCCCGGACCGGACCCCUCACCAGGCUCUGUUCACAGUAUGAUGGGACCCAGUCCUGGACCUGGAACACCUAACGCACCUCAUGGCAUGCAGGGACAAAGUGAAUACUCUCAGGACGGCAUGUAUCCUAUGCACAAGACCAUGGAGGGGAUGAAUGAGAAGACUAUGGCAGAAGCAAUGCACUUUGGCCACAUGAAAGGUGUGGGGAUGAGAUCUCUGCAUAGUGGCAUGGGGCCUCCACAGAGUCCCAUGGACCAGCACAGCCAAGGAUACAUAUCCCCCCAUCCUUCCCCCAUGGGUGUCCAUGAGCAUGCUUCUAGUCCCAUGUCAGGAGGCGGGGGACCCACACCGCCCCACAUGCCUCCCUCCCAGUCGGGCCCCAUGAUGCCCAUGGAUCCCCAGUCAGCCGCGCCCAACAUGGCCAACAUGAGCCAGCCGGGCCGGGGACCUUCUGCCUUCAGUCCGGUCCAGCUGCAGCAGCUCAGAGCUCAGAUCCUGGCCUACAAGAUCCUGGGCCGUGGGCAACCCCUGCCUGAUAACCUCCAACUGGCUGUUCAGGGCAAGAGGAGUCUACCCACAAUGCAACAGCAGCAGCAGCAGCAGCAGCAGGCACCCAAUGCCAGCCCUUACAACAGGCCUCCAGGUAUGCCCAUGGCACCUCUGGGUGGUCCCCAGUCCAGUCCCUGCCCGACCCCGACCAUGCAAGGACACAAUCAGAGCGCAGGACCCAAGCCUUGGUCCGACGGUCCGGUCGGCGACAAUCAAGCCAACCCUCAGAAGCACCUCACCCCGGUCGCCAGCGGACGCCCGUCCCCAGCGCCUCCCCAGGCCUCGGCGCUGCCCGUCGGACCCAUGGUGGGCGGUCCGGUGGCCCCGCAGGUCCCCGGGCAGCAGCACGUGUCCCCCAUGAUCCAGAUGCAGAAGCAGAACCGCAUCACGCCGAUCCAGAAGCCGCAGGGCCUGGACCCGGUGGGGAUCCUGCAGGAGAGAGAGUACAGGCUGCAGGCUCGGAUUGCACAUCGAAUCCAGGAACUGGAGAGUUUGCCGGGCUCGCUGCCCCCUGACCUGAGGACCAAGGCCACGGUGGAGCUCAAGGCGCUGCGUCUGCUCAACUUCCAGCGGCAGCUGCGACAGGACGUGGUGGCGUGCAUGAGGCGAGACACGACCCUGGAGACGGCGCUCAACUCGAAGGCGUACAGGCGCAGCAAGCGGCAGACGCUCAGGGAGGCGCGCAUGACGGAGAAGCUGGAGAAGCAGCAGAAGCUGGAGCAGGAGAAGAAGCGCAGGCAGAAGCAUCAGGAAUAUCUCAACAGCAUCCUGCAGCACGCUAAAGACUUCAAGGAUUACCACCGCUCGAUGACCGGUAAAAUGCAGAAGCUCACCAGAGCCGUCGUCACCUGGCACACCAACACGGAGCGCGAGCAGAAGAAGGAGACGGAGAGGAUCGAGAAGGAGAGGAUGAGGAGGCUCAUGGCGGAGGACGAGGAAGGCUACCGGAAGCUGAUCGACCAGAAGAAAGACAAGCGUCUGGCCUACCUGCUGCAGCAGACGGACGAGUACGUGGCCAACCUCACCACCCUGGUGUACGAGCACAAGGCCGCACAGGCCGCCAAGGAUAAGAAGAAGAAGAAGAAGAAGAAAAAGAAGAAGGUGGAUGGAGACGGGGAAGGCACCAGCGCCAUUGGACCCGACGGAGAGCUGAUGGACGAGAGCAGCCAGAUGAGCGAGCUGUCCGUCAAAGUCAUCCAGACGGAGACCGGGAAGGUGUUGCAGGGGACGGACGCUCCCAAAUCCAGCCAGCUGGAGGCCUGGCUGGAGAUGAACCCCGGGUAUGAAGUCGCCCCGCGUUCGGACAGCGAGGAGAGCGGCUCCGAGUACGAGGACGAGGAGGAAGAGGAGGGGGCCAAGGCCGAACCGGAGGACGAGAAGAUAAUCGACCCCAAUGGAGUGGAAGUGUUCGUGGCGGCCGCCAAUCACAUUAUCGAGUCGUCAAAGCAGGAUGUGGACGACGAGUACAGCGUUCCCACCGGACAGACCAGCUCCCAGUCGUCGUACUACGGCGUGGCCCACGCCGUCAUCGAGAGGGUGGAGAAGCAGUCGACUCUGCUCAUCAACGGCACGCUCAAACAUUACCAGACCCAGGGCCUGGAGUGGAUGGUGUCCCUGUACAACAACAAUCUGAACGGCAUCCUGGCCGACGAGAUGGGCCUCGGCAAAACCAUCCAAACCAUCGCCCUCAUCACCUACCUGAUGGAGCACAAGAGGAUCAACGGGCCCUUCCUCAUCAUCGUGCCCCUCUCGACGUUGUCUAACUGGGUCUACGAGCUUGACAAGUGGGCCCCCUCUGUUGUCCAAGUAGCUUACAAGGGCACCCCCAUGCUGCGCCGCGGGCUCGUGCCUCAGCUCCGCAGCGGGAAGUUCAACGUCUUGCUGACGACCUACGAAUACGUCAUCAAGGACAAGCUCAUCCUGGCCAAGAUCCGUUGGAAGUACAUGAUCGUGGACGAGGGCCACCGCAUGAAGAACCACCACUGUAAGCUGACGCAGGUGCUGAACACGCACUACGUGGCGCCCCGCCGCCUCCUCCUCACCGGCACGCCGCUGCAGAACAAGCUGCCCGAGCUGUGGGCGCUGCUCAACUUCCUGCUGCCCACCAUCUUCAAGAGCUGCAGCACCUUCGAGCAGUGGUUCAACGCCCCGUUCGCCAUGACGGGAGAGAGGGUCGACCUGAACGAGGAGGAGACCAUCCUGAUCAUCCGGCGUCUGCACAAGGUGCUCCGCCCCUUCCUGCUGCGGAGGCUGAAGAAGGAGGUGGAGUCUCAGCUGCCGGAGAAGGUGGAGUACGUGGUGAGGUGUGACAUGUCCGCCAUACAGAAGGUUCUGUACCGCCACAUGCAGAGAGGCAUCCUCCUCACCGACGGCUCGGAGAAAGACAAGAAGGGCAAAGGAGGAUCCAAGACCCUGAUGAACACCAUCAUGCAGCUGAAGAAGAUCUGCAACCACCCGUACAUGUUCCAGCACAUCGAGGAAUCUUUUGCUGAGCACUUGGGCUUUACGGGCACCGUCAUCACUGGACUUGAACUGUAUCGCGCCUCGGGGAAGUUCGAGCUCCUGGAUCGCAUCCUGCCGAAGCUGCACGCCACCAACCACCGAGUGCUGCUCUUCUGCCAGAUGACCACGCUUAUGAACAUCAUGGAGGACUACUUCGCCUACCGCAACUUCCAAUACCUACGUCUCGACGGAACCACCAAGGCCGACGACCGAGCGAUGCUGCUGAAGAAGUUCAACGAGGUCGGCUCCCAGUACUUCAUCUUCCUGCUCAGCACCAGAGCCGGCGGCCUCGGCCUCAACCUGCAGGCCGCGGACACCGUCGUCAUCUUUGACAGCGACUGGAACCCUCACCAGGACCUGCAGGCUCAGGACCGGGCUCACCGCAUCGGUCAGCAGAACGAGGUGCGGGUGCUCCGCCUCUGCACCGUCAACAGCGUGGAGGAGAAGAUCUUGGCGGCGGCCAAAUACAAACUCAACGUGGACCAGAAGGUCAUCCAGGCGGGCAUGUUCGACCAGAAGUCCUCGAGCCACGAGCGCCGCGCCUUCCUCCAGGCCAUCCUGGAGACCGAGGAGCAGAAUGAGGAAGAAGACGAGAUACCCGAUGACGAAACCCUCAACCAGAUGAUCGCCCGCAAUGAAGAUGAAUUUGAGCUCUUCAUGCGCAUGGACAUGGACCGGCGGAGGGAGGAAGCCAGGAACCCGAAGAGGAAGCCUCGCCUCAUGGAGGAGGACGAGUUGCCCUCCUGGAUCAUCAGAGACGAGGCCGAGAUCGAGCGGCUCACGUACGAGGAGGAGGAGGAGAAGAUGUUCGGCCGAGGGUCUCGCUGCCGUCGGGACGUCGACUACAGUGACGCCAUGACUGAGAAACAGUGGCUGCGGGCCGUCGAGGAUGGGAACCUGGAAGAGAUGGAGGAGGAGAUCCGGCUGAAGAAGCGCAAACGCAAGAGACGCCCGGACAAGGAGCCCUCGAGCAGAGACGACGGGGGCUCCAAGGCCAAGAAGAAACGGGGGCGCCCGCCGUCCGACAAGCACUGCCCCAACCCGCCCAAACUCACCAAGCAGAUGAACACCAUCUGCGAUACGGUCAUCAACUACAGAGACGGGUCAGGGAGACAACUGAGCGAGGUCUUCGUCCAGUUACCGUCCAGGAAGGAGCUCCCGGAGUAUUACGAGCUGAUCCGGAAGCCCGUGGACUUCAAGAAGAUCAAGGUGGGAUCGCGUGAGGACCAUAAAUACCGAGGCGUCGGAGACCUGGAGAGGGACGUGAUGCUGCUGUGUCACAACGCUCAGACCUUCAACCUGGAGGGAUCACAGAUAUACGAGGUCAUCGUCCUUCAGUCGGUGUUCAAAAGCGCCCGGCAGAAGAUCGCCAAGGACGACGAGAGCGAAGACGAGAGCGACGAAGAGGAGGAGGACGAGGAGGAGGAGGACGACGACGACGAGGAGUUCAAGUCCGUGCGGGUCAAGAUCAAGCUGAGCAAGGAGGGGCGGGGCCACGACAAGGGCAAGAAGAGGCAGAGCCGAGGGAAGGCCAAGCCGGUGGUCAGCGACGACGACAGCGACGACGACCUCGACGACAACGAUCAGUCGGACAAGAGCGACGAUGACUGAGGACGCCGCUCGUCCUCCUCCAGGUUCCUCUUCUGUACCUUCAUUGCUUCAUUUGUCCUCUCCGUCGAUCCGUUUUUUUUUUUUUUUUUUGUCGCACCUUCUCUCCUACCAGCUUCGAAAUGUAUCACUAAUACUCGAUAAGCUGCAGCAAUACCGAUCGGCUUAUAUUCCCUGUUUUUAAGACAAUUUUUUAGUAUAUUUUUUAAACUCUGUGCUUUAAAAGCUGAUUUAAAUUCUGUAUGGGAAAAAAAAAGACAAAAAAAAUGAAAUUUUGUUCCCGCUACUCGCGCUUUUUGCUUGAUUUGUACUCGCUUGCUUGCACUUUUAGAAAAAA
Messenger RNA from Cyclopterus lumpus (lumpfish), 5263 nucleotides. It is a transcript of the gene smarca2, whose product is annotated as SWI/SNF related, matrix associated, actin dependent regulator of chromatin, subfamily a, member 2. Gene Ontology annotation, biological process: positive regulation of transcription by RNA polymerase II. Gene Ontology annotation, cellular component: nucleus. Gene Ontology annotation, molecular function: histone binding; DNA binding; ATP binding. The record is from RefSeq and is a predicted model, not a curated record. NCBI's taxonomy places the organism in Eukaryota, Metazoa, Chordata, Actinopteri, Perciformes, Cyclopteridae.